This is a messenger RNA of Camellia sinensis, 1206 nucleotides long. RefSeq lists its product as uncharacterized. The record is from RefSeq and is a predicted model, not a curated record. Lineage: Eukaryota; Viridiplantae; Streptophyta; Magnoliopsida; Ericales; Theaceae. Gene Ontology annotation, molecular function: zinc ion binding.
AUGGAUUCCAAUCUAGGAACUUUCGUUUCAUGGAAAACAAUGCUGUCAGAUACUGCAAAUAACGUUAUAUUCGAACGAGUGUUCUGGACAUUCAGUUCUUCUAUCGAGGGUUUCAAACAUUGCAAGCCAGUCAUCAACAUAGAUGGAACCUUUCUAACUGGAAAAUAUAAAGGUAAGUUACAAAUUGCUGUUUCAUGGGAUGCAAAUAAUCAUGUAUUUCCAGUUGCCUUUGCCAUUAUGGAGGAAGAGAGACUAGAUACUUGGUCAUGGUUUCUAACAUGCAUUAGGGAGUACGUGACACAACGAACUGGCCUCUGUCUUUUAAUUGACAAACAUGGAGGAAUCUUAUCAGCUGUGAAUCGCUCAUGUUGGUGGCAACAUCCAAAUGGUUAUCAUCGCUACUCUGUUCGCCAUCUUGCCAGCAACUACCAUGCAAAGUACAACAAUGCGCUAUUGCAAGACAUGAUCACUUCGGCAGCUUAUGAGAAUCAAAAAAUUAAGUCAAUAAAAGACUUAAAUUCCAAAGCUACAGAUGAAUUUGAUCGUUUGCCACUUGAACUGUGGGCGUUAGUAGAUGAUGGUGGCAAACAUUAUGGAGAUAUGACUACCAACCUUUCUAAAAGCUUCAAUGGAGUAUUAAAGGGUGCACGACAUCUUCCUAUCAGAUCAUUGGUACAACUAACCUUUUAUAAAUGUGUUAAUUAUUUUCAGGAACGAUGUAACAAGGCCAAUGUUGAAAUGCAUGCCAGUGAAGUUUACAGUGCUUAUGCAAAACAAAUGCUCACCAAAUGGGAGAAAAAGUCCAGGGGUCAUUCAGUGCGGAAUUUUAAUAUGAAUUUGGGUAUUUUUGAUGUUCAAACUGCAGUGAACCCCUUAUAUUCGAAUCGGGGUUUGCAUCUUCAUGUGGUCAACUUGAUGGAAAGAACAUAUGACUGUCAAAAAUGGCAGAAUUAUAAAAUUUCAUGUUCUCAUGUCAUUGCAGUAUGUAAAUUUGCCAGCCUUGACCACCUACAAUAUGUUGAUGAAUGUUACACACUGAAAGCACAAAUGGCAUGUUAUCAACACUCAUUCAAUCUUGUAGUUGAUGCUGCUUAUUGGCGAGAGCCUAACUUUCCAAAACUCCAUCCAAAUCUAAACCUUGCUAGGACUCGUGGUCGUCCAAGGACAACACGACUUCAAAAUGCUAUGGAUUGGCGCGAGUCUUAA